Molecule: messenger RNA, 1387 nt
Organism: Cryphonectria parasitica EP155
Lineage: Eukaryota; Fungi; Ascomycota; Sordariomycetes; Diaporthales; Cryphonectriaceae
Exons: 1
Coding region: 97-1236 (379 amino acids)
Source: RefSeq, a predicted model, not a curated record
GCAUUCUCUAGCAUUAUUAUCGUAUUCCUGCCUUUGUCUCCUCCUUGUUCUCGUGCUUGUGUGUAUGUGUGCAUACCCUCCUAGACCCUCGUCACCAUGAAGCUCUCGACCUCCCUCUCCGCCAUUGCAGGUCUCACCGCCAGCACCGCAGCGAGCAACACACCCAUCGACGAACCACCCUCCUCCCACCUCUUCCAGAACCCCGACCCCUCCUUCUUCUCCUCCUCCCAGCAGCAGCAGCAGCAGCGCAUCCCAACCUCGUACGAGUCCGCCGUCCUGGGCCGACGCAUCCUCGCCCUCACCCCGCUCGCGACCCUCUCCACCGUCUUCCCAACCUCCUACGCCACCGCCGCCGAGGAUGCCGAUGGCCUACCACAGAGCAUCCUAAUGGAGCAACGGCCCGCAGGCCUGGGAGGUGUGCCGAUCGGACUGAUGGAUUACAUUGCCGACUGUGACCCGGCGCCGUUGCUUUCGUUGUCGUCGUCGUCGUCUGAGGAGGAGGGAGGUGAGAAGACGUCGCUGGGCAAUGGGGACCCGACGAUCCUGGCCAUCCAGAUCGCCACGAGCUUCAAGAAUGUCGAUGCUGGGAGUAAUAUGAGCGUGAGCGUGAACUGGGUGCCACCGUUUCCGCCUAAGAAGAGGAUAGAGUCAGAGGGGAAGAAGAAGAAGAAGAAGGAGAAGGAGUCGUCACGAGGCUUGCUAGGGUGGGCAAAGAGCUGGCUCUUUGAAAAGAAGGAGGAGUCCAGCAACAACAGCAACAAAAAGAAUCACCACGGCAGUCACCACGACGACGACGAUCACGGUCACGACGACCACCACCACCACCACCAUCACCACUACGACCCCGUCCCCUACUCAGCCGCCAACCUCCCCCGCUUCUCCCUCCUGGGCUACCUCGAGCCCAUCCUCCCGCUCCCCACCAACACCACCGCCGCAGCCGAAGCCCUCCGGUCCUGCUUCCUCAGCGCCCACCCAGACGCCAAGUACUGGCUCCCCGGGAACCGGAUCCACGAGAGCGAGUGGGUGCGGCUGGUCGUCACCCAGGUGUACUGGAUCGGCGGGUUCGGCGACCGGGCGUAUAUCGGGUGGAUCCCCGUCGAGGAGUGGCGCAAUGUGACGCGCCAGGAGUGGGAAGGGGUGAGGCUUCCUGGGGAGAAGGAGGGGUGGGAGGAAUGGAGUGUUGAGGGGGCGGGGGAGGAGGAGAUGAAGAAGAAGGAGGGAGAGUGGGAGUUGUGAAGUUGUGGGCUGUGAGGUUGGUGGAAGAAGAGGAAAGAAAGAAAGAAAGAAAAGAGAGAUUACCAAUAAGAGGGAGGAUACUUCUGUCAAAGGGGGACAUAUAAGAGAAAGAAUAUCGGAGCAUAAAGAAUGUAAUACACCGUUCGCUUGC